UCAAACCAUGUGCUGAUUUGUGUCUGGCUGCAAGCUGGUGAGGACACUGUGCGGGACCCUCUGUGUGAGGCACACGGCCUGGAGGAUGGCUUUCAGGGGGAGGAAGGAUGUCACCUUCUUGGACAGAUCAUAAAUGUAGGAAAGCCCUCGGGCAGGGAGGGUGCCUUGGUGGGCGGGAAGUGCAGGAGUCAGUGGCCGGGCAGAUGAUGUCAGGGGCCUGCAUGGUGUGGGACCUGGGAGUGCAGAGCUCCUGAUACUUGUGUCUGGCAGUCGGCAAGGGCUCCUGGCAUCAGGAGGGGAUGAGGCCCGGACUCCUUGGGCUGCUGUCUUUCAGGGGGGCAGUGGCAGGGAAUUCCACUGGAUUCAAUGUCUGUGUGGGCACAGAAGGUGAGCCUUGGGGACCGGGAGGAGCCACAUCCCCAGCCCCACAUCCAGAGAGAGGUCCACGCUGUGGCCACAGCAGAGAAGCAGGAGAUGGUGCAGGAGGAACUAUCUUCAAUGUGGGAUAUGUCUAGGAGUCAGUUUGGACAGGGGAAGAAACCUCUAGAUACAUUUUUCUGGGCAAAUGAGAUAACUGGAGAGAUCACUUACCCUCCACUGAAAGCUGGCGCACCUGCAGCUUCUCCUGAGAGACCGGGAGAGUGGUCAGGGUCUCAGUGUGAGGGUGCGCGGGGGGCUCCCCCCAGUCCCCAGGGCCUGGCCGCUGCAUCUGCCCACAGGUCUGCCCCUCUGCUCUCCCCUGAGGCUUCAGCGGAAGACAAAGACUUAAGAAGCACCCUCCCACCCACCGUGACCCAGGUCAAGGCUGGGGUGCUGAGGCCCCUGAGGCUCUCAGAAAUCCCUGUCACCAUCUCACCUCCCGGACAGACUCUGUCAGCACUUGGAGCACUGGGCGCCCUGGGCCCAAUCCCUCAGCCACAAGCCUCGACCUUCUCUGUCAGCUCUUCUGCCCCCUGGGCCUUCACCUACAAGCUGAAAAAUGUCCUUACUGGGAAUAACCGAUUUUCCUUCUGA
Messenger RNA from Nycticebus coucang (slow loris), 1014 nucleotides. RefSeq lists its product as uncharacterized. The coding region runs from base 367 to 1014 and encodes 215 amino acids. The transcript is spliced from 2 exons. Lineage: Eukaryota; Metazoa; Chordata; Mammalia; Primates; Lorisidae. The record is from RefSeq and is a predicted model, not a curated record.